This is a messenger RNA of Spodoptera frugiperda (fall armyworm), 1779 nucleotides long. It is a transcript of the gene Cdk2, whose product is annotated as cyclin-dependent kinase 2. Gene Ontology annotation, biological process: regulation of gene expression; regulation of G2/M transition of mitotic cell cycle; protein phosphorylation. The record is from RefSeq and is a predicted model, not a curated record. The coding region runs from base 399 to 1250 and encodes 283 amino acids. Gene Ontology annotation, cellular component: cytoplasm; cyclin-dependent protein kinase holoenzyme complex; nucleus. Gene Ontology annotation, molecular function: cyclin binding; ATP binding; cyclin-dependent protein serine/threonine kinase activity. The transcript has 4 exons. NCBI's taxonomy places the organism in Eukaryota, Metazoa, Arthropoda, Insecta, Lepidoptera, Noctuidae.
UGUAAGACAAUCAUGUUGCUUUAUCAUUUGUUAGUGCAGUUAAUGAUAAGUACUCAUUUGGUGUCGGUAUCUCAAAGAUCCUGCGUAGGCAGGACGCGAUUCUAUAAUGAAGUGAAGUCCUCCGGCGUAACUUGCUGCCUGUAUAGUUGUUACGCAGUAUUACCAAACCAUCUUAUUGUUUCGGCCGCGUCCCCAAAAUAGAAAAGUAGCCUAUGUGUUAUUCCAGACUAAAAUCUCCCCUUAUCCCUGUCCCAUAAAACCGACUCCUUCCACCGUUUUGACGUGGUUGAGUAACAAACGUACAAACUUUCACAUUUAUAAUAUUAGUAAAAUAGCGAAAUAAAGUUAGUAAGAUAUUAAUUUUUAUUGAUUUAUGUAUUGGACCGGCGGACUGCUCCAUGUUUGAACAUAUAGAAGUAGCAGUGAUGGAAGCUUGGACUUGUGAGCCGGAAGGGGUGCCGUCGACGGCGCUGCGGGAGAUCUCGGUGCUGCGCGAGCUGCGACACCCCGCCGUCGUGCGCCUGCUCGACGUACUACUGGCCGACAGCAAACUGUUUCUGGUCUUUGAAUUUCUGCACAUGGAUUUAAAGAGACUCAUGGAUAUCACUAAGGGACCACUCCGCCUAGAUCUCGUAAAGAGCUACCUGCGACAGCUGCUAGAGGGCGUGGCGUACUGUCACGCGGCGCGCGUGCUCCACCGCGACCUGAAGCCGCAGAACUUGCUGGUGGACGCCGACGGACACAUCAAGCUCGCCGACUUCGGCCUGGCGCGCGCCUUCGGCAUUCCCGUGCGCGCCUACACGCACGAAGUCGUCACGCUGUGGUACCGCGCGCCCGAGAUACUGCUCGGCGCAAAGUUCUACUCCACCGCCGUCGACGUCUGGAGCCUCGCCUGCAUCUUCGCUGAGAUGGCGAGCGGGCGCACGCUGUUCCCGGGCGACAGCGAAAUCGACCAGUUGUUCCGCGUGUUCCGCGCGCUGGGCACGCCGGGGCAGCGCGUGUGGGCGGGCGCGCGCCGCCUGCCCGAGUACCGCGCCGCCUUCCCGCGCUGGCCGGCGCGGCCCGCGCGCGCGCUGCUGCCCGAGCCGCUGCGGCGCGACGCGGCGGCGGCGGCGCUGUUCGAGGCCAUGCUGCGCUACGAGCCGGCCGAGCGCGUGCCGGCGCGCGCGGCACUGGCGCACGCGUACGUGGCGGACGCGCGCCUGACGCCGCCCGACCUGCCGCCGCCGACGCCGCCCGCGCGCCGCUGACGGACGCGUGCUCGGACCGAGCCUAAACGUGUCGAAGCUCGAGUACAAUUCUCCAUCUCCAUAUAUCGAGCUCCAUCUCCGUGAGAUGCUGCAUAGAGAUUAAGGAUUGCUGAUUAAUCAGUUGUAAAAAUGCGACUAACGGUCUAACCGAUCAUAGUCAUUUGUGGAUUUCUCUUGCAUUCUGUUUACCACCUGUCUGUUUUACAGUACGGAACGGAACACUACACAGUACGACAAUGCGGCUUUGUUUUUAAUUUAUCCAGAGCAUCGCUGCGAAUGAUGAAAAUACAGCAUAUGUGACAUGUAACUAUAUAUCGAGUAUUAGCUGUUUGGCAACUAAUAUUAAUUAUUUUAUAAAUUCUAAGAAAUACACUGAGUAAGAAACCGACUAGUCGGCUCUUUUCGCCGACUUAAGGUGUAGCCAAACGAGCAGACGGAAACCCAGUGAAGCUGAUGAUCUGAUACUGCAGGUUACAGUGACGGAUGUUCCUAAUUAUGUAAAAUAAAUAAAUAAAGAUUAAUAUUUUUA